ACAGACUAACACAGCUGCUACUCUGAAACCUAUGCUUAUGUGUAAGCAUAACCUGAACUCAGAGCCCCAUAUUGCACCAUGCCAGACUGGCCUCAUAGGCAUUGCUGGUCAUUAUAUAAAGGUCAUUUAUUUCCACAUAAAUCAUUCCAAUGAUCUUGGACGUAAAUGGAGGGUGGGGUUGGGACUUGCAUGUGUGGUUUGUCUAAGUAGCAGCUCACUGACCAUAACACAUUCCCAUCCGACAGUGCAUCUGGCUAAGCAUGCAGAUGUAUUCUUGGGAUCUUAGGAAACUUCCUGAAAAAAGGGAAAGUAAGGAGCAAGUGGGAGUGGGUAGACACAUCCCUCAUCCAAGGGAGUGGGUGCAAGGUGGAGCCGUGGAAGAUGUAGAAGAAUGGACAGUGACUGGAGCAGAUGUUUGCACUGGAAAGCUAUUGUGCCAAAACCUGUUAACUGGGAGGGCAAUGGGGGCCAAACUUUAGGUGACAUGACUCUAAGCCUGUCAGUUUGUGUGUGGCAAUCCAACAGUGUAUAAAAAUACUGUAAUUAGGGACACGGUAUAAAGGGUCACCCUUUUCCCUGUACGCUGCCUAUAUGCAGUAGGACAACACAGUCAAGCUUCUCAGGUAUUUAGAAGAUACAGGAGUUCUACUGUGAAGCUAGAAAGGUCUCCUGGGGCUGCUUCUUAGAUUCAUCACACAGAUACGUCUUCCCUAGAAAUAGCCCCAGGGAGAGCUCCUGAAAUCAUUUCUUCAAGAGUUGAAUCUGAUCUUCAGUGUGCACUAGUGAGUUAAUGUGAGCGCUGUAACCUGGCGUAGAGCGAAAGGAAAGGGAAAAGGGACAGCUUCUGUGGGUGGAAGGCUUUCUGGGGAAUAAGGGCAGAGAGAGGCAAGACUGACUCCCUGGCUCAUUGCGGGGGUAGACCAGGAGAAAAGGGCAGACAGGCAUAAGAGAAAGGACUUGCUAGAACUUUCCUAUGCCUGGGGUUGGGACACUCUGAUACUGGCUGGUGCUGGUAGUUUAAGCUGCUACAAGCUGGUAGUUCAGGGUGUCUUGCACGUGACCGACUGAUUAGUUCCAUCAUAUGCAACUUGUAAGAAUAGCUAACAGAAUGAAGAUGAACUCAGACGACAGCAGCGAAUCAGAGAAUGAUCCUGAGGGAGAGGAGGAAGAAGAGUUUGCAAAUGAACACAUUAAGAGACUGAGUGGAGGAAGAAAAAAUAUGCAUCAGGAUGGCACUCCUCAGGAGGGAGCUUUUGAGGCAGAGGACACAUGCCUAGGGCACAAGAGUGAACGCAGUUCAGGUGGGAAAAGUGAUCUGCCGACUGUCUCACUGAUUGAUCUGGAAGAACAAAUGACAGAAGACUGUGAAGCAGAGACCACUCCAAGAAAGAAAAAGAGAAAACACAGGCUGCUCUCUAUCAACCUGGCCAACUGCAAGUAUGAGAGUGUGCGGCGUGCUGCCCGACACUGUGGCCUAAAAGAAGUGGGGGAGGAUGAGGAGUGGACGGUGUACUGGACUGACUGCUCGGUCUCUUUGGAGCGCGUCAUGGAAAUGAAGAGGUUUCAGAAAAUCAACCAUUUCCCGGGGAUGACGGAGAUUUGCCGGAAGGACCUGCUGGCCCGCAACCUCAACCGCAUGCUCAAACUCUUCCCCAAGGAGUACAGCAUCUUCCCCCGCACCUGGUGCCUGCCUGCUGACUAUGGGGAUUUCCAGACCUACGGGCGCAUGAGGAAAAACAGGACGUACAUCUGCAAGCCAGACAGUGGCUGCCAAGGGAGGGGCAUCUUCAUAACUCGCAACCCAAAGGAGAUUAAACAUGGGGAGCACCUGAUCUGCCAGCAGUACAUAUCCAAGCCCUUCCUUAUUAAUGGCUUCAAAUUUGACCUGCGUAUCUAUGUCCUGGUCACAUCCUGUGACCCCCUGAAGAUUUUUGUCUAUGAGGAAGGGCUGGCCCGGUUUGCCACCAUGAGGUACAUCGAGCCCAGCAGCAGCAACCUGGUAAAGAAGGACGAUAUCUGCAUGCACCUGACCAACUAUGCUAUCAACAAACAUAAUGAAAACUUCAUCCGAGACGACAUGAUGGGCAGUAAAAGGAAACUAUCUACCUUGAAUGCCUGGAUGAUGGACAACAGCUACGACACGACAGAACUCUGGGAAGACAUUGAGGACAUCAUUAUAAAGACCCUUAUCUCAGCCCACCCAGUUCUGAAGCACAACUACCGCACCUGCUUCCCCAACCACAUCACCGGUUGUGCCUGCUUUGAGAUUCUGGGCUUUGACAUCCUGCUAGACAGAAAGCUGAAACCCUGGUUGCUGGAGGUGAAUCACUCUCCCAGUUUCACCACGGACUCGCACUUGGACCAAGAGGUGAAGGACGCUUUGCUCUGUGAUGCCAUCAACCUGAUAAACCUGCGAGCCUGUGACAAGAGGAAGGUGCUGGAAGAGGACAAGCGACGGGUGAAGGAGCGACUCUUCCAGGCCCACCAGCCACCUCGUGAAGCCAGACGUGAGCAGUUAGAAAACAGCCAGGCGGCCUGGCUGGCCCAAGCGGAGAAGUAUGAGAACAUGCACCUGGGAGGGUUCCGGCGCAUUUAUCCUGCGCUCAAGACAGACAAGUAUGAGCCAUUCUUCAAGCACAGUGGCUCCCUCUUCCAGGAAACAGUGGCUUCUAAGGCAAGAGAGGAGUGUGCCAGGCAGCAACUGGAGGAAAUUCGCUUGAAGCAAGAACAACGAGAGGCUACUACUGGGAAGAAGAAAAAGGAGCGAAAGGAGAACCUGCAGGGAGAGUCAGCUGGGGAGAAAUCCCGCAUCCGCAGCAAGGCCAAGGCUCCUCCCACCCGCCUCACCUACAGCAGCACCAGGACCUGCGACAGGAAGAUGCAGCAGAUGGUGUUUGACUCCAUGCGGCCCCAGGAGAUAGUGGAAGAUGAGGAAGUAGAGAGGAUCAAGGCUCUUCUGCAGCGCGAAAACCUCAUCCGGGGUCUGGGCAUCGUGGAUCAGCUCUCUCGGCUGCUCCACACAACUGAGCCCAGGCCUUUGGAUGUCCACAGGCCCCACAUCAAUAUCUCCGAGAGCCAGCCGCAAUUACUUCAGGAUGUGUUUGGGAACCGGGAGACACAGGGGUUAAUGACCCUUGUCCCCCUCUCGCUCCUGGGAGGCACAGUCCGGGAGUUAGGACAGCAGAUCAUGCAGCAGCCUGUGGCCAAGGCCCAGAUGCUGGGCAACCAGGGCUUCAUUCCCACCCUCCUGGGUACCCUGUCAGGGAUGGGCCAGAGCAUCCCCUACCGUACACAGUAUAAGCCACAGCAUGGCCUGCAGCCGCAGAAGAACAUGAGCUGGUUAGGAAGCCACACUCUGGGGACACCGAUAGUCACCGAGCCCUGUGCUCUGGCAAAGAUGCUGAAGGAGGGAGGCCGGAGAUUCUCCAGCGCCAGAAACAAGGUCGAAGGCCGUGAGUACAGAAUCGGGUCUGGCAUACUGCUGGUGUCAGUUCUAAAGCAUCCUCUCUUUUGGGAGACAUAACCCAACUCGGAGUUGCCUUCCAGAUAUCUAUGGCUCUCCUGUUCUCCCCAUUUGUAUAGUUUGGUUAGCGGGAGACUUUCCCUUGCCUGACUGGAUUCCCAGGGCAUUUUUUUCUGGCACAGCUGGUGACAUGGUAGAAGUGUUCCAUCUUACUUGAUUUGUCUCCUAAUUUCCAGUACUGGGCCUCUCAAAGGGGCCAUGGAUGUUUGAAAGGUCUGGGUGCCAUUAGUGUUUAGUCUCAUGUUCAGGGAGUAGGCAGGGAAAUCAAGCUCAGAAUCAGUGAAGACCCUCAGAGACCCGUAGAGGGUGAGUGUGUGCUGGACUCUAAGGGCUGGAAGCCAGUGGAGAUCUCUGUCCCUUAGGAGAUGUGUUCUCCUCCCCUGCACCUGCACAUGGGACCAGCUGCUGCAAAGUGAGCAGGGUAUAAGUUCAUCAGUGUUUGGGAAGGGGGGCAGCAGCAGCAGCCGCCGCGAUAGUGUCUGAGGAGAGCAGUUGUUUUAGAAAUGGAAGUGGACUGGGGGUGCCAUAAUGCCCCUUCAGACAGCUAUGGCCCAAGAGUGUCUUAGGGGGUCCCUGUGAGUGACAUGGCUCCAGGGUAUCGUCAAUAACCCUGUGUAUUCCCAACCAGACUCCUGAAGGAGUACCACUACUGAGGGCCCUGCGCCGUAGGAGGGGGUUGCAUAGACACUGUCACUGCAGGGGGAAAAACUCACCAACAGUAACUCUAGUUCUCCCACUGUCCCCUUCCCGGAGCC
This is a messenger RNA of Dermochelys coriacea (leatherback sea turtle), 4278 nucleotides long. Its product is annotated as tubulin polyglutamylase TTLL13-like. Lineage: Eukaryota; Metazoa; Chordata; Testudines; Dermochelyidae. The transcript is spliced from 14 exons. Gene Ontology annotation, biological process: protein polyglutamylation; microtubule cytoskeleton organization. The coding region runs from base 1082 to 3523 and encodes 813 amino acids. The record is from RefSeq and is a predicted model, not a curated record. Gene Ontology annotation, molecular function: tubulin-glutamic acid ligase activity; tubulin binding. Gene Ontology annotation, cellular component: cilium.